Molecule: messenger RNA, 2330 nt
Organism: Mytilus californianus (California mussel)
Lineage: Eukaryota; Metazoa; Mollusca; Bivalvia; Mytilida; Mytilidae
Product: toll-like receptor 4
Exons: 1
Coding region: 8-2161 (717 amino acids)
Biological process (GO): inflammatory response; toll-like receptor signaling pathway; immune response
Cellular component (GO): membrane
Molecular function (GO): transmembrane signaling receptor activity; protein binding
Source: RefSeq, a predicted model, not a curated record
AAAAGAAAUGUUGUCUUCAUUAAGAACUAUGUAUGCUUUGUUAUACAUAUGUUUACGCUUACAAAUUGGACAAACAGAUCCUUGCAAAUUUGACGAGCGAUGUCAGUGUAGUAAAACGAGCAAAGGAUAUGUAACUGUAGAUUGUUCGUGGAAAAACAUAACAAAAAUCCAGAACUUACCCAAGUCUACUGUAUGUUUAAACGUAUCACACAAUUUGAUUGAAUACACUAGCAAAAGAUUUUUCGAAUCUGCCAAAUAUCUCUCAACAUUAGACUUAUCAUUCAAUAAAUUGUCAUCAAUAACUGUCGCUACAUUCAAUGGUCUCUGGAAAUUGCGUUACCUUUCUCUUGACAAUAAUGAAUUGGUUUACAACAACCAUACUUUUCAAAAGGAAACCUUUAGAGACUUGAAAUCUCUUUCUCAUUUAAGUUUGAAAAAUAACAAUAUCAGGUCUAAUGACUGUAAACGUCUUCCGGAUGACACAAUUAUGCAAUUGUCUGCUCUAGAAAAGCUGGAAUUGGAUGCUUGUGUUUGUGGAGAUGAUAUUUUCGGGAAAGGAUUCCACUACCUAAAGAAAUUGAAAUCAUUGGUAAUACGGAACAAUUUUAUCUGUUCAAUGUCAAAAUACACAUUCAGGAAUACUAAAAAUCUGCAAAAUGUUCUAAUACAUGGGAUUGGCGAAAUAUCAUUUCGAAAAGGAACAUUUCGACACUUAAGAUACCUAAAGCAUCUUGAAAUGUCUUUUGAUUCCAAAAAAGGUGGUAUAGUGUCGCCAGUAGAGAAAAUUGCAAAAGACUUUAUUUACACCUCAAUCGAAACUUUAAAACUGGGUCAGUUAAAAAUACCUUUACACACAUUUCCUUUGUACAUUCUUAAUAAAGAACUGUAUAAAAACAAUAUCACUGAAAUAUGCCUUACAGACAACGCGGGAAAAGGAGGACAUUUUCCAAUACCUAUGGGUGCUCCGCCACAAACUCUUCAAAUUUUGGAUUUAUCAAACAACAGUCUAACUCGAUUUAUACUUGAUAUAAAAAACUUUACUCGUCUUAUUUUAAAGCAAAAUUUACUAGGUGAUUUCUUAUCGACGGAAUCUUAUUUUGAAAAGAAAACUAACGAGUAUUUCAGUAUGAUUGAAACUAUUGAUAUAUCUCAAAAUGACAUAAAAGAACUUGCACCAUUCACAUUUUAUUCUCAACCAUUAUUACAUCAUAUUGAUUUAAGUAACAAUAAAAUACAAGACAUCACAUUCGAUUUGUCCUGUUUGUUGGCCCUCGAAUUUCUGAAUCUCUCGAAUAAUAGAAUCAAGUUUUUUAAUGAAAGUGUUAUGCGUACUAUUAACACAUUAGUGAUGAACAAACAGCUUACUAUAGAUCUUUCUCAAAAUUUAUUGCAAUGUACAUGCAAGACAAUUCCAUUUUUACGAUGGAUGAUCGAAAGCAAUGUCUUAUUUGUUGACCUUCAAGAGUACAGCUGUACUUUAGAAGAUGGUAGCAUAAUUAUCUUGAAUCCGUUCGAAUACAAAGUCCUUCAGUUAGAAAAAACCUGCAAAUCGUACCUAGGACUGAUAAUAGGUGUAUCAUUGGCACUCCUAGUUGUUAUCAUGACUGUUUUCACAACUUUAGUGUAUCGAUAUCGGUGGAAAAUACGAUACAUGUACUAUAUGACAAAAGGAAAGUACAGCUAUCAGAAAAUAUCGCCCGAUAAUGACGAUGAAUAUACGUAUGACGCAUUUAUAUCAUACUCCGAAGAUGACAGAAGUUUUGUCUUUAACGACUGCAUUGAAAAACUUGAAAAAGAAGAAAACUUCAGGCUAUGCAUACAUCAACGCGAUUUUAUGCCCGGACAAGACAUCACUGUAAACAUAACAAAUUGCAUUCACACAAGUAGAAAAACAGUCUGUUUGAUAACAAAAAAGUUUCUCGAGUCAUAUUACUGCAUGUUCGAAUUCAACAUGGCACGUAUGGAGAGUAUUUAUUCACGACAUGGAAGAAACAUUUUAUUCCUUGUGUUUUAUGAACAAAUUCUGCCUAAAGAACUUCCACUUGUCAUGCUAGAACUAGUCCAGAAAGAGUCUUACAUGGAAUACCCUAAUGACGAACAAGGAAAUGUUGUUUUCUGGGAAAAAAUACAAGAAACGUUAAGGACAAACGUUCGAGCAUGAGUUUUAGCGAUAAAUCGAAACAGGGAGGUUCAUGUUUCAUUUUGCUUCCAAUAGAAUAACUCAUCAUCUCAUGAAGAUUUAUUGCUUUGUUCCAAGUUAUGUAAACUGCAUUCUGUUCAGAAAUAGUUCAUCUGAUUUUGUUUAUAGUAAAAUAGUAUUGUUUUUCUUC